This is a messenger RNA of Hypanus sabinus (Atlantic stingray), 6921 nucleotides long. RefSeq names its product myocyte enhancer factor 2aa (gene mef2aa). Gene Ontology annotation, biological process: positive regulation of transcription by RNA polymerase II; heart development; cell differentiation. Gene Ontology annotation, molecular function: DNA-binding transcription factor activity, RNA polymerase II-specific; protein dimerization activity; RNA polymerase II cis-regulatory region sequence-specific DNA binding. The transcript is spliced from 12 exons. NCBI's taxonomy places the organism in Eukaryota, Metazoa, Chordata, Chondrichthyes, Myliobatiformes, Dasyatidae. The record is from RefSeq and is a predicted model, not a curated record. The coding region runs from base 600 to 2138 and encodes 512 amino acids.
UUAGCUGCUCGCCUUUGACGUCUGAGCAGAGUAAAGGGUGCUGCGUUCUGCUACGCCGCGCUUCGCCUUGGGAGAAAAAAAUAGAUCCCGUGUUUCAAACACCGGCAAAGUCGUCAACGAGCUCAAAGAAUCGCCUGUUUGAUGAAAAGUCUAACGCCGGGGUUUACCCAUUAAAACACAAACAUAAGCCGGAGGCUGUGUCUUACUUUGGGGCAUUUCCCGUGGUGGCGGAAGGAUGCGAAGCGCCGCUGUUGUAAGAGAAGGGGCUGGUCUAUAUGUGGGAGACUAAAAAUAGCAACAUUGUAUCUUUUUUAUACAAUUAUUCAUUUCGCGGCUGAUACAGUAUCCUCUGACUGGAUUUUUCUGACAGUUGAGGAGAAAGUGAAUGCUGUUUCUGCGAACACUCAAAGGUUUAAAAGUUUGGAAAAUUGUCAGGGUCGCCGUCAAAGAGGCAGGAAUCAGCUUUGAAAGAGGGGAAAUAAAGCUGAACAAGUCCACAAGAAGAUAGUUCAUGAGAGAAAUCUGUACCAUGCACUAGAACAUUAAAUACUGACAAAACUACAAUUCUACACUGAUAUCUUAGAAAAAAGAAGUUGAAGAUGGGGCGGAAAAAGAUUCAGAUUACAAGGAUCAUGGAUGAGCGCAAUAGACAGGUCACAUUCACAAAGAGAAAAUUUGGAUUAAUGAAGAAAGCCUAUGAACUGAGUGUAUUGUGUGACUGUGAAAUAGCUUUGAUAAUAUUCAACAGUUCAAACAAAUUGUUUCAGUAUGCUAGCACUGACAUGGACAAAGUUCUACUCAAGUAUACGGAGUAUAAUGAACCCCAUGAAAGCAGAACCAAUUCAGAUAUUGUUGAGACCUUAAGAAAGAAAGGACAUAAUGACUGUGAUAGCCCAGACCCAGAUGAUUCUUUUGAGCACAGUCCGCUCAUGGAGGACAAAUACAGAAAGAUUAAUGAAGAUAAUGAUGUAAUGUUCAAGCGAUAUGGUGCGCUUAACAAGAAAGAACACAGAGGUUGCGACAGUCCGGAGCCUGACUCCUCAUACGUGCUCACCCCCCACACAGAGGAAAAAUAUAAAAAAAUAAAUGAAGAGUUUGAUAACAUGAUGAGGAAUCACAAACUCGCACCUGGUUUGCAACCUCAAAACUUUGCAAUGCCAGUUGCAAUUCCUGUGAGCAAUCCAAACACGUUAACUUACAGUCACCCAGGAAGCUCUCUUGUAACUCAUUCAUUGGUAACCACAUCUAUAACAGAUACCAACAUGCUUUCGCCACCCCAGGCUACACUGCCCAGAAAUGUUAUGUCACCAGGUGCCCCACAGAGACCUCCGAGCACUGGUAAUGCAGGUGGAAUGAUGGGUGACCUUACAAUGCCAAAUGGUGCGGGUACUAGCCCUGUGGGAAAUGGUUUUGUUAACCCUCGAGCUUCUCCUGGGCUACUGUGCUCCACUAGUGGAAAUGGGUUGGGCAAAGUAAUGCCCACGAAGUCUCCACCCCCUCCUGGUGGAAAUAUUGGAAUGAAUAAUCGCAAACCAGACCUUCGUGUAGUCAUCCCACCGACUAGCAAGGGAAUGAUGCCACCUCUGAAUGUACAGAGGAUAAGCAGUUCACAAUCAACACAGGCUCUUGCAACUCCUGUUGUGUCUGUUACUACUCCAAGUCUACCAUCACAUGGACUGUUGUAUUCGACAUACAACAAUGAUUAUUCACUAAGCAGCGCUGACUUAUCUGCACUACCAGGAUUCAACUCACCAGGGACAUUGUCAUUAGGGCCAAUGUCUGCUUGGCAGCAACAUCACCUUGGACAAACAGCCCUCAGCUCACUAAUAGUUAACAGUCAGUCACUUCAAGGUGCAAACCUUUCAGUCAACACAAAUCAAAAUGUCAACAUCAAAUCAGAGCCCAUCUCGCCUCCCCGAGAUAGAAUGACGCCCUCGGGUUUCCCGCAACAGACGCGACAUGAUACAGGACGCUCGCCAGUUGACAGCCUGAGUAGUUCCAGCAGCUCUUACGAUGGGAGUGAUCGUGAAGAACCACGGGGUGACUUCCAUUCACCCAUUGGACUCCAGAGGCCCUCAACGGAUGACCGAGAGAGCCCAUCCGUAAAGCGUAUGCGGAUGGACACAUGGGUGACAUAAAGCCCUCGUUUUGCUGCAGUUUUGUAGUAAUCUCUUUUGUUACAAGAGAACUGUCCUUACAUAUCUAAGACAAGGACGUGGAAAGUGUAUAAGUUAAUCAGGUACUCUACAGUGCAAAUUAAUUGUAUAUUUGCAGGUGUCCCACAUUUAAAUUGUAGUCACUGUCCCAGUCUGGCACUUAUUUGUAUUAGCUGUUAUCUUAUACUGGUUUGCAAAAAAAAAAAAUUAUAUUCAACCCUACCAUGCUUGCAGAAACAAGACAGUUGGUUGUCAAUUCUGACAGUGUCCUGUAUGUGUGUAUAAAAAAUGGUGUGGCUAGUUAAAUUUUCUGCUUAGUAUCAUUGAAGCUGUAGAAAGAAACAAAAGAGAGCAAUACUGUACAUAAAAUAAAUGUAUGAUAUUGAACCUGGCAUGGGUCUCCGUCUCUUGAAGGAGUGUUUUAAACUGCACGGUGUAGGGUUGAGGUGAGCAGUUCUUUCUGCAUGUGCAAAAACGGGUUGUUGAAGCGACAGAACAGUUUAUUGGAAACAUGCAUUAAGUACCUGCAUGAGAAAUGAGGAGACAGUAGGUGAAAUAUAGCAUUAAGAGAAACUUAAUAUAUUAAGUUAUAAUUGGAAUUUGGUUAAAGUUCUUUUAUGUUGAUGUCUGAAAUCCAAAUUUGAUUCCAGAUCACUUAUAUAUAUUUUUAUUAAAAGAAAACAUAAUACCCUGACUUAUUAUUGAUUAUAUAGAACUGUAUAAUUUUAAACACAUUCAGCUAUGAAAUUAUUUAUAUAUGCCAAAGUUGCAUGUUAAUGCUCUCUAGACAUGGUUUAUCUUGUUACCUUGGCUUAGAUUUGCUUUUUUUAAAUGCAGGCUAAACCUUAAAAGCCGUGAACACUUGCUAACCUAUAUGUAAAGAGAAUUUGAGCCAAAUGUCUGUGUAUAUAGCAUCCUAAAUAUAUCACUUUUGGUGUCAGUGUACAAUGUAUUGUACGUUCACCAGAUCAAAGUAUAUUUUUGUGGAUAAUCGCCAAUUUGACAGGGCAAGAUCCUUAUGCGUAGAUCAUCCACUGGCAAUUACUAUUUUGUUUAAUAUGCUGUACUUCCUUGGGUUUUAAUUAUAUAUGGCAUUUGCAGAAAGUAGUAAAAGUUUUAUUUUCCUCUAUGGCAGUGAAUGUGUAUAAUAAUUGUCAUUUGUGCUGUAUGGUAAUGCUUUACUAUACAUAUAAAAAGCAGAUCCUCAAUCCCAAUGUUAUAUUUGUCAUGCACAAACUUGAAAACAAGUUCCUUAUUGUAGACUGUUGUGGAUGGAAUUUCACUGCUUUAUUCAAUUACACUUUUCUGAUAUAAGCUGCCUUUUGUGAUAAUUCACUGACAGUAGACACUUGUGGUUUAUAUAAAAAAAAUACCUGCAAGAGAGUAGUGCGGGUGAGUACCUUUUGACAGUAAUAAAUACAAAAGGUGUCUUUUAUAUAUUUAAAAUAAAGGAUUGUUCAGUGGUGAGUGCAAUAGGAGAUUUGACAAUCAAAGGGGGAGGCCUGAGUGCACACUUGUAGAAAUAGAGCAAUAGAGUAAGGUUUGUACCCCCUCGAACGGACUGACCUGAUGACUCCCAAGUGAGUCAAGGUUGAUUGCACCAAAGGGAACCAAAUCCGUUCAUGUUCAUCUCUAGUACACAUUAAGUAAUUUAGUGAUUAGAAGUACGUAAUAAAAAAGUGGGAACUAAAUUGACAUGUAAAUUGCCAAUUGUUUCCAGUGACAUCACUGUAGAAACUGGCCCCUUCAUUAAUCAUCGGAUUUCAUCUCCAAAAAUGAUGAGGUAUUUCAAUGGGACAUAACAGUUAUACUAAUGAAUAAACAGUCAUUAAUAAGUAAUAAACAGUUGAUUUUUGGCAACCUUUAAAGCUCAGUAUACACAGCCAUAAAAUGAUGGCAACAAGCUUGCAAUUGAAUAGACCUCUUUCUUGGUUUAUAGUGGAUUCCAUUCCUUGUAUAGAGUGAAGCUCAAAGUGUAUAACCUGACAGGCUCUGGAGGUUUAUGCCAUUAGUACUUAUCUGUUAAGCUGGAGUUAUAAGCAUUGUUUUGUAUGACUGGUGUUCUUACAAAAUGUACUUAUGAUAUGAUCAUUACUGCUGUUUGGUUCUUUUAUUAACAAUAAAAUAUGGGCAGAAUAUUCCUCCUUUGAUCUUCUUUAGGAGUGUUAGAAAUCAGGCCUUUCUGUUUAGCUAAUUGAAGAAUAUAAAUCCUUCAGAUGUAUUCAAAAUAUUGUUUCAUUGCUUUAUCUAAUGUAUAUAUUCAACUGAUUUAAACCAAGUGUUUGUACUAUGCAUGCAUCUCUUACUGAAUUAACAUUUAACACACUCAAAUCAGUAUGUUUUUCCACAUUUACACGUUCCCAUUUUAAUUUGUUGAAAAUGUGUUCAGAUGACAAAGUAAGGCUAAUGCUACUGAAAUGUUGGCAAGGGUUAUAAUUUGCUCACUCACUGCUGAACAGACCACUUUUAAGCUGCAGAGAAGCAGCUGAGUUGUGUAAUCUGCAGAAUGGAAAAAUAUUGCUUUAUUGAAUUAUGCAUGUAAAUGAAACUUUUCUGUACAUUUGGUAAGAAGUUUGCUUCAUAUUUACUGUGUCUCCUUGUGUGCAAAUUGCCUUAUGUGGUGGCAUCAUUUACGUUUUGUUCUUAAGUAAAUGUCCAACAUUGUGGGCAAUAACUGUCAGUGCAAACUUGGUUUAACAUAGGAACUGUUGCUAAUUGUUAAUACUUUUAUGUCUAUAUUAAGAAAACCUAGUGAUUCAAGUUAAUAAUUUAAGAAAAAAGUUUUCAAAUGCAUCCUUUUCCUUCACUGUACCCAUUACCACAUAACUUUUCGCACUGAGAUUACCAAGCCUCAGCAGCUAGGGACGUUGAAAGGUUGGAGCGAUGCCUCCUUUGUAAUAUAGUGAUUAAUGGAUUGUAAAAUGGUAUGGGGUCAUCUGAAUGAAAGAAAAUCAUGUACUUUUAUUUGAUAGCUAAUAUUUUUGAUAGAAAGUGUGUAGUAUUGAAAUGCGCUAGGUACUGCCACCAUUCUACAUGGCACCACAGAAUAUUUCAAGGUAUCGUCAUAGCAAACUACAACUCCCUAUUUUAGCCUAACUAAGUUAUGGUGUGACAUAAUUUAGCAUCUAACGUUUGAGAGAAAACAAUAAUAUUUUGAGAGAUGCAUUAAACCUGCAGUGUGUAUGGCUGGAUUUCCUACCUAUUAUUCUUAAUCCUUGUUUUCUAGAUUCCCCUUUGUCCAAAUGCUAAAUGAUUAUAAUUUGGAAGAUUGGAUGCACAGUACUUGAAAACACAGAUACAUCAAUUAGAGUGGUAAUCAUGAUUGCCAAAUUUCUAUCCUGAUUUUUUUUUGGAGCGGGGUGUCAUCAGACUUUUUUUUAACUGAAGUCAAAGACUAAUAAGAGAUUUCUUAAAGGAAUAGGUCAUCUCUGUGCUGUCUGAGGAGAUUUUACUUGAGGAGCAGUAGGGGCUGUAAGCAGGCUGACAUUUAGUAUUUAGGGCAUUUGUUCCCAAUUCCCAAACGUGAAACAAAAUAUAUAACUACAAAAAAUGUUGCACCAGCAAUCUGAGUAAUGAGUACAAAAUCCAUUGUCUCUCAAAAUGUAACGUGUAUCAGUAGCCUGUGAUAGCAAGGGAGUGCAUACCUCAAAUUUGCAUCAGCUAUUUUGCUGUCUGCUGAAUGCACAGCUCCUGAAAGGAAAAGGAGCUUCAAUAACACCAGGAGUUGAUGACUAUCAUGACAUUUUGAUUUAGAUGUCACAUUUUAUUCAAUUAUGUAAAGUAUCAAUAUUGUGAGUAGUAAAAGUACUAUUCACUCUCAGGGUAAAUUCUAAAUAACAUUUAUUUACCAUAUCAAAUAGUUUCAUUGGUAUCACAAUCCCAUGGACCUAUGUUAAUAGGAAUUUAAAAAGUAUCUAGUGCCCAACAUAAAGAUGUUGGAAAAUGGAUACCUUUACAUUUAGUCAUUAAUUAAUUCAGAAUCAGAUUUAUUAUCACUAUCUUUUUUGCAGCAUAAAGAUCACUGGUAAUCGGAUUCUGAACUAAUUUAUGACUUAUGCAAAGGCAUUUACCAACACCUUUAUAUUAGGCAGCUGAUUUAGCUGGUUCUUUUUGAAUUCCAAUUACUAAAGUUCUCUAAUUGAUUACUAACAUCCAGGUCCUAUUUCACUUCAAACAUUUUACAAAUAUUAAAAGCAAAAAUCUUAAGAUACCUUGUAUAGUAACAUGUAGGAUGAGGCUUAUCCAAUGCAAUCAUUUUAUGCAAUGCUUAGCUGUGGAAACCAGGGAUAUAUGAAGGUGAUGUCCAUCUGCACACAAGCGACAGUAAACUAGAAUUCAAACUUCCUGUCUCUGGACACUGUUUAUGAAAAACUAAACUAAGUAUGCAAAGAGAAAAGGAAUACAAAUGAGAUUCUCUUGCACAGACUUUCUAUCCUAUGCUGUGUAAGACACUUCUUUGCAAAAUAUUUAAAAUGGCUUUUUUUAAAACUGAUGUAUUUGGUAAUUGUUUGUUACUUGUAGAAAUCACCGGAGCUGUUCACGGUUUAAAUUUUAAGCCUGUUGGCAGCACAAGCUGGACUUUGUUGCCAUCAUUGAAACAAAUGUUGAUGAGACUUUAAGUUAACCUGCAAUUUCCCUGAAUGUGUUGUUUUACUUCAAUAUACAAAGAUAAGUGAACUUUUUAUCAGAUGAUUAUGCUAGAGAUUGUUGUAAAAAUUUGUACCCUGCACUCACUUAAGUAAAGAUAUUGGCUUUUACUGUGUAA